This is a messenger RNA of Colletotrichum scovillei, 1415 nucleotides long. RefSeq lists its product as uncharacterized. The record is from RefSeq and is a predicted model, not a curated record. The transcript is spliced from 2 exons. Bases 364 to 708 code for a protein of 114 amino acids. Lineage: Eukaryota; Fungi; Ascomycota; Sordariomycetes; Glomerellales; Glomerellaceae.
CGAAAACAGACACUAGCACUGACAAGACUUGUACCAAUGUGAACAUUUUUGACCUACGACUCACAAACCGCGCCCUUUGACAUGAUGCCAUGUACAUUGGACGUGCAUUCGUGCCAUUGAGUGAGUCAAAUGGGGACUGGCCUUGCCGAAGCCGCGUUUGCAUUGGAAAUCAACAUCAGGCUCGUGAUGUAUAAAAGACGCGGCCCACGACCUCCUUCCCAGGGUCUUAGAUCUAGACCGUAUAUUAGCAAGCAAAACCAAGCACGACAUUGAGUACAUUACAAAUCCAGUGACGAUACCUCAAAGAACCAUCAAGUCAACCACUUCUCCGUUCUAUUAUUACUACUACUCCCCUUCCUCCACAUGACUUCCAUCGAAUCUCAACAAUACCUCAAGGCCAUCCUCCGGGACAAGACAGACAACAGCAAGACAAGUAACAACAAGAACAACAACAGCACGAUGUCUGGCUCCUUCUACGAAUCAGCUUUUGUGAUCCCUCACAUGCAGGCUUCUGCCAUGCCUCGUAGGCCUCGCCAGCCUGCGCCGGCACCACGAGCAACUGUUGGCGCCAUGUCCUCAGAGUCAACACUCGUCGACAAGGACGGCGUUCCUGUGAUGUCCAAGGAGAAGAACGAAGCCAAUGGCGACAUCUCUGGUUCAUCAUCAUCGAGCAAGAAUCUACUCAAGCGUCUUUUGAAGAAAGCUUGAGUUAUUUUUGCAGAUACAAAAGACUCAAUUGGUCAAAUAAUUCGCGCUCUACCGCAUCACAUGGAACUUUAGAGUCCCGGGCUGGCGUCAGCCUCCUGCUGAUCCUUCUACCCUAAUACCGCGACAACUGCGAAUCACUUGAGCACUCAUACCCGUAACGGUUGCAUGGCUGCAGUCUUACAUCGGACCAUAUGCAUACACGUUCUUGCCAAGCCUGGUGGUUUCCAUCAGAUGACCAACCGCACUUGCGCAGUUGCCAGGUUCAUUUGGCCAAUAGUACGACAAUGCAUUGAUCCUGCACCGCAACUUAGUGCUCCUUCAAACACAUACACUCUUUAAUCAUAAUCCGACAUCCAACUCGAUGCAGCUGGGAGAGUACACGUUGGCUUGGGGGCGAGUUGGCUUGGAAUUGCCUCAUUCUGUCUCUUACACUUUCGAAGCCGCGGAGGACAGGGUUGGGCUGAGUGUAACCAAACACUGCGGCUCUUUAUGAAUAACAUGACCCUGGGAGAUGAAAGUCAGCCUGGAACAAAGUUUUUGAGUCGGAAAGACCACAAGGGUUGGUUUGGCCUGAGCCUCCAAGGCCAGAGUUUUCACGCAACGCCUCGGAACCUUUACGACUGCAACUUGUUUUCCAUGGUAGUUUAGACUUCUACAAAAUCAGACAACAGGAAGCGGAGAAAUAUAUUCCAUUUAUUCAUUCAACC